Caenorhabditis briggsae is the source of this 663-nucleotide messenger RNA. The transcript has 5 exons. Bases 1 to 663 code for a protein of 220 amino acids. Gene Ontology annotation, molecular function: transmembrane signaling receptor activity. Gene Ontology annotation, biological process: sensory perception of chemical stimulus. Gene Ontology annotation, cellular component: membrane. Lineage: Eukaryota; Metazoa; Nematoda; Chromadorea; Rhabditida; Rhabditidae. The record is from RefSeq and is a predicted model, not a curated record.
AUGUAUACUGUACCCAAUCAUGUGAGAUUCUCGAAAUCUCUUACUCAAAUUGCAAUGGUUUUGAAUCGAAUGACAUGUGUGUUAUUUCCAACGAGUUAUGAUAAAAUCUGGAGAAAAAUGACGCCUGUUGUUUGGGUUUGUCUGAUUUUGCUCCCGUUUGCUGGAAAUUGGAAUUGUCUGAUUUCGCGAAUUUAUAUGGAUAGUUUUCGUGGUGGAUUUACAAUGAAUUAUAUGAGAGCUGUUGAUUGGGCGGCUCUUUCAAUGUUCCAAUCGGUUUUCAUCCUCACUGCGUUAUUAUUCACCGUAAUCUGUACCCUUAUCACUGUUUACAAGCUCGUUUUGCUACCUGGAAGAGUGAAAUCAAUUGAAAAAUCGUUGUGUAUGUCCUGCAUCUUUCUUUCUUGCAGUUUUUUGCUAGUGGGAGCAAGUCAGGCAGCCAUUGCGUUUUGUCCGAUUUGUCGAACUCAAACCUAUUUCAGUUUGUUCAAUGCACAGUUAAUAGCUUUCGACGUUUUCACAGUUGGAUCAGCAGUCAUUAUGAUAAUAACAGACACCAAACUUCGAUCAGCUGUAUUUCCGUGUAAAUUCAGAGAGGAUAAGCCUUCUGUAGAGCCAUCAAAAGUUCGGGUUAGAAGUGCGUUCAGAAGUGUUUCAAUGAAUUGA